UUCCGCUGCUCGGUUGCGGCAAACGGAGAGGCGAGGAUAAAACGGCGACUUCAUAGGCCUCUGGGGCAGACUGCCUUACGAAAUGGAUAACUGCACCUUUCCGAGGUACAGUGAGAAUGACAUCAUCACGCACAUCCGCAGCUGUUUGCUCACAGCAAACGAGGCCAAAACCUUCUCCAAGGGUGACUUAUUUCCAAACGUCAAGCCUGAAGUGCUGCAGAUGAUCUUCAUGAGAGCCUUGCAAGUUGUGUAUGGAAUCCGCCUGGAACACUUUUAUAUGAUGCCAGUGUCCUUUGAAACUCCAUAUCCCCAGAUUUUUGAUGGCUUCCUGCCAAUAGCGAAUCUCUUUACUAACAUGGAACGCUUUUUCCCGCUCUGCCGUGUCAACGACUUCCAGAUUGCUGACCUUCUAAAUCCAAAAGCCAAGAGGACAGCUCGUUUUUUGAGUGGCCUCAUUAACUUCCUUUUCUUCCGGGACUCGCGUCGUGAGGUCUACCUGGAAAUCCAGAGCACGUUUAAAUCAGCUGUGGAAAAAGAGCAGCGACUUCAAACAGCAAUUCAGGAGGCAACAUUGAAGUUGGAGAAACUUGAUACUGUUCCUGCAGAUCAAGAGGCAGAGUUCAAGGAGCUCUCUCAGGAUAUUCAAGAGCUGGAGCAAAAACUGAACCAUGAAUAUCGGCAGAAGACGGCUAUUUUGCAAGAAGAGAUCUCCCAGAAGAAAACAGAAGUUGCAGAAAAAGCACAGAAGCUGAAUGAGCAAAAACUAACCCUAUGUAAUCUAAAAGAAGAACAAAAACAACUAAAGUCCAAAAUCGCAGAUGAUCCAGAGGAACUGGCUACCCGUAAAGAACAACUCCAGCAGACUGUGCAAAAACUCAAGAAAGACAAGCAAGAAGUGAUUAAGAAGUAUGAAAGUUACAGAGACCUGGUAGAAAUCUUACCACCGUGCCAGCAGGAGAUCCAGUUGUACCAGAAAAAAAUGGAAACCCAAGUAGCCAAUGUGGCUAAACUGUCAAAUAUAAUUGCAGAGAUCCGAACCCUAGAGGACCAGAUAGAGAGCAACAAAAGUGAAUUAAAGAAUGCCAAGAUGGAGGAAAUAACCUUGAGGAGACUAGUGACUGUGAAGCGGGAGAAACUCACCACUGCCGAAAUCAAACUUAAAAAGACAUGUGAGGAUAUUGAACAGCGCAAGCAAGCAAUAACUCAGUACUGCAACAAAUUUCAGGAGAAGAGAGGGGCUGUCUGUGAGAAGUUAACAGCAACUCAUGCAGAAAUCAAGCAGCUCAAAAGUGCUAUUCGGCAGCUAAAUAACAAUGCGGAGAAAGAGAAGUUGAAAGCUCAGGAGAUUUGCCUUAGCCUGAGGGUUGGCUUGGAUAAAUACCAUGAACUUCUGGCAAGUAUAGUGGAAAAGACGACAUCUGGAAGAGAAGAGAAGAUCGCCGAGUUAACUAAACUGCUUUGAGUUCAUAUUUCUGCAACUGAUUUGUAUAUAUUUUCUUCUGUCUCGUUCAUCUUUAAGGUUGUAUUUCAGCUGCGCGUGAACAAUGGUAAAAUAAGCAUUCUUUUGGCCUUGAUUGGCGUGGGAGGGGAGCAAAACUAGACCUAGCUGUACCAACUAAUAAAUCCUGCUGGAGUGCUUUGUUCAGGCCAUCUGUACUUUA
Messenger RNA from Podarcis raffonei (Aeolian wall lizard), 1661 nucleotides. RefSeq names its product NUF2 component of NDC80 kinetochore complex (gene NUF2). NCBI's taxonomy places the organism in Eukaryota, Metazoa, Chordata, Lepidosauria, Squamata, Lacertidae. The record is from RefSeq and is a predicted model, not a curated record. The transcript is spliced from 14 exons. Gene Ontology annotation, biological process: mitotic spindle organization; attachment of mitotic spindle microtubules to kinetochore; meiotic chromosome segregation. Bases 83 to 1462 code for a protein of 459 amino acids. Gene Ontology annotation, cellular component: kinetochore; Ndc80 complex. Gene Ontology annotation, molecular function: protein-containing complex binding.